AUGACAAGAAAGAAAGCCAAUCGAACCUACAUUGUUCAUGUCCAAAGGCCGAAGCACGAUGAGUUGCUUGGUGAUGAAGAUGUAGAAGAUUGGCAUAGAUCUUUCUUGCCAAACACUACUCUUGAUACUGGUGAGCCACGACUAGUUCACUCAUACCGUCAUGCAAUUAGUGGGUUCGCUGCAAGAUUGACUUCAGAAGAAGUGAGGGCUAUAGAGUCUAUGGAAGGGUUUUUGAUAGCCAGACCAUCUAGGAUACUAAAGCUCUCCACUACUUACACACCAAGAUUCUUGGGUUUAGACCAUCAAAGUGGUUUAUGGGUUGACUCAUCCAUGGGGUUAGGCGUCAUAAUUGGUGUUGUUGAUAGUGGCAUCACUCCAAACCAUGUUUCUUUCAUGGAUGAUGGCACAAUGCCACCCAAACCCCCCAAAUGGAAGGGGCGUUGUCGUUUUCACAACAAAACACUAUGCAACAACAAGCUCAUUGGCGCUAUUGCAUUUCGUGGCUCAAGAAGGCCUCAACCAAAAGAUCCUAAGAAUGGCGGGCAUGGGACACAUGUUGCAGGCAUUGCCGCCGGAAGUUUUGUUGAUAACGCUAAUGUUCUUCGGCUUGCUAGGGGCACCGCAUCAGGCACUGCACCUAAAGCUCAUCUUGCUAUUUAUAAGGUUUGCUUCACUAGUGGCUGUAGUGGUGCAGAUAUUGUGGCAGCAAUAGAAGAAGCCAUGAAAAAUGGUGUGGAUAUUCUCUCACUUUCCCUAGGAAAAAAAUCUAUUCCCUUUUAUGAUGAUGACAUAAUGAUUGCAACACUCUCUGCUGUUAGAGCGAAAAUAUUUGUUUGUAUGGCUGUAGGAAACUCAGGCCCUUAUCGAGAAAGUGUUGAGAAUGGUGCUCUUUGGAUCCUUACUGUUGGAGCUAGCACCCACGAUAGGAGGGUUAGUGCCACCGUCAAACUAGGAAACGGUGUGGAAGUUGAAGGAGAAUCUGGAUACCAGCCAAGAACUUUCAAUGCUACAGGUAACAUCAUCUUCCCAGGCUUUGGAGCUCAGAAUGGCACAGUAGGAUGCAUGAAAAACUCCUUCAAUAAUACUGAUGUAAAGGGAAAGAUUGUUUUGUGCAAUAUUGAAGAGGGCAAGUACAGAGACAUGAGUGUUAAUGUGAAAGAUGCUGGUGGGGUGGGGAUGAUAGUGUUGGAUACAUCUAGGGAAGGAGCUACUACUUUAUCUUAUGACUAUGUACUCCCAACAGCUCAUGUCAACUACACCACCGCAAGCAAAAUUGUGAAUUACCUCGAAACACAAGUUCACCGCUACACGCAACAAUUGCAUUUAAUGGGAUUGCCGACAUUACUAAAAAGCACUCACGAGGAAUUGGUCAUCCGCAAAGCAAUCAUAUCGAGCAAUUAUGACAAACCGCCAACAGGUUUUGAUCUUGAUGGAAACCCAAUUCUUAAUGACUAUGAGGAACAUAUCAAUCGUGCAAAGCCUCAUCGACAUGGGUUCGUGGACAAGUGA
This is a messenger RNA of Dioscorea cayenensis subsp. rotundata (Guinea yam), 1509 nucleotides long. RefSeq names its product subtilisin-like protease 4. The transcript is spliced from 2 exons. NCBI's taxonomy places the organism in Eukaryota, Viridiplantae, Streptophyta, Magnoliopsida, Dioscoreales, Dioscoreaceae. Gene Ontology annotation, molecular function: serine-type endopeptidase activity. The coding region runs from base 1 to 1509 and encodes 502 amino acids. The record is from RefSeq and is a predicted model, not a curated record. Gene Ontology annotation, biological process: proteolysis.